Molecule: messenger RNA, 4215 nt
Organism: Dovyalis caffra
Lineage: Eukaryota; Viridiplantae; Streptophyta; Magnoliopsida; Malpighiales; Salicaceae
Source: the annotation of a GenBank genome assembly
AUGUUCAGGUUGCACAAGACCAGGCCUGCUGCUAAAUCAUCAUCAGGGGAGAAAAUUGGUUUCAAACUCUCUUGUUUUAAAGCACUCCAGGUUCCGAAAGGAUGGGACAAGCUGUUUGUGUCUAUAAUCUCUGUGGAGACUGGAAAAACAAUUGUAAAGACGAGCAAAGCAGGUGUUCGUAAUGGGAAUUGUCAAUGGAGUGAGACUUUGACAGAAUCUAUAUGGACUGCUUUACAAGAUGAGUCUUCAAAGGAACUGGAAGAUUGCCUCUUCAAGUUUGUUGUUGCCACGGGAUCAGCUAGAUCUGGAAUUCUUGGAGAGGUUACAGUGAAUAUGGCAAGCUAUAUGAGUUCAAAUGAUCCUCUUCCAGUUUCAUUCCCACUGAAAAAGUGCAAUCACGGUACCGUUUUACAGAAAACAAUAGAAAAGGGAUCGAUUAUAUUGUUGGAUAAAUUUCCGACGACACAUCAUCCCGCAGCAGAGGAAUCAGGAAUUGUCAAGAUUCAAUGCCUGACACCAAGAACAAAACUAAUCAGGGAUGACGAAUCAAAGGAGACAUAUUCCCACAAGGAAGAUAUAAAUGUAGACACUCGGUCUCAUGAAGUGGAGAUCAAGUCAGAGGAGUUUAAUAAUAGUUUAACCGAAAAGAUUGAAGGAUCUUACUCAAGUACAGAUUUGAGCUACACCGCACAUCGGCAUGAACGUGGGAAGACGGAAGCCAGUUUCUCCAACUCAGAUUCACAUCACAGCUAUGACACCGCAGAGGGUUUCACAGAAAGGGACAGUUUCUCGCCAUCAAACAAAUUAAGUGGUGAUGAGCACCCCCUGAACAGUGUUCCACAAGGGAGAUAUCCUGUAGAUAAUCCAUCUGAAUCAAAUCAUUCAUCAUUUAAAUCACGGAUAAGGCAUUCGGAAAACCUUUCGCAAGAAGACCCACAAGAGUUUGCUGCAUCUCCUUUGAGAAUUUCAGGUUCUUCUAAGAGCCUGUUGGAAGCGGCAGAAGAUACAAUCGAAGAACUUCGUAAUGAGGCUAAGAUGUGGGAGAGGAAUGCCAGGAAACUGAUGCUUGAUUUGGAAAUAUUGAGGAAGGAUUACUCGGAGCAGUCUAAAAACCAGGCAAAUUUGUACAUGGAGCUGUCAGCAGCAUGCGCAGAAUGUGAUGGGUUGCAAAAGGAAGUUGAACAAUUGAAACUGUUAGAGAAAUCAACAUCGAAACCAGCAGCGGUGGAGGAUUACACAUUGCAAGAUGAAGGUGCAACCCACUUUAUAAAGGAAUUAGAAAAUGAUGUUAUGUUUCAGAAGGAAUCCAAUGCUAAUCUCGGUCUCCAGUUGAAGAGGAGUCAAGAGUCGAAUGUUGAGCUUGUAGCUGUGCUUCAGGAGCUUGAAGAAAUUAUUGAAAAGCAAAAAAAUGAGAUAGAGAAUCUCUCUGCUCUCCAGUCAAAAUUCAGCGAUAUGGAAAAUUCUAUCCAGAUAAACUUAGAGAAGAACAGGAACUUAAUGCUCCACACUCAACAACUGCAAGAAUCAGAGAAAAAUUUGCAGGCUAAAGUACAAGCACUCGAACAGGCCCUGGAGGAGAAAAAACGAGACACAGAAAAUCAGAGUUUGAACGACCGAAAUUUUUUAGAAAUGGAGACUGAAUACAAAUGCAAGCUAACUGCUAAGGAAAAAGAAAUAGUCAGUUUGAAAGCAAAGCUAUCAGAGGCGCUGAAAAAAAAGCAUUAUUCCACAAAAAUGGAGUCCAUAACCGGAGGUGAUGGAAAUCUAAUCAGAGAAAUUGAAGAAUUACAAGUUAAGCUGCAGGAGCUGGAAAACGACUGCCAGGAGUUGACAGAUGAAAACCUUGAGUUGUUGCUCAAACUUAAGCAAACAAUAGAUAGUUCAACAGAUGGAGUUUUAUCUUCUACCAGUCUCAUGUCCGAAGGGAACAAUCAAGAUUCACAAAUGGAAAAACUCGAAGAGAAGAUGAAGAAGAAAUUGCUCAGGGAGAUUGAAAAUGAUCACAACCUUUCAGUACAAGAAAUUGAGAUCCUGAAAUCGCAGCUGGAAGUUGAAGUUGCAGAACUUAAUAUGGAACUCGGGGAAAAAUGGGCUGAGAUAGAAAGACUUCAGGCCAGUUUGCUGUCAAAAGAAGAGGAGAAUGGGAAUCUUCAAAGGUAUCAAAGAGAAUUAGAAGCCAAGCUUUCCGUUCUUCAUAAUGAAAAAGGCCAGAUAGAAGAAAGAAUGGAAAUUGUGACAAGGGAAGGUGGUAUUGCUACAAAGUGUCUGAAUGACUUGAGAAAAGAUUUAAUGGUACUUAGCAGCAGUGUGGAUUCGCAUGUUUCUGCCAAUAAAAUUCUUGAAACGAGAUCUUCAGAGCUAGCAAGUAGUAAACAGGAGUUGGAGAUCCGAUUAUCAGAGCUAAAGCAAGAAAAUGAAGAGUUGUCUGCACACAUAACUGUCUUGGAAGGUCAACUAACGCAAUUGACCGAUGAGAGGGAGUCAACUGGAUUGGAAUUAGAGAAUUCUAAAACUCAUGUGCGGAUUCUUCAAGAUCAAGUUGCAAGAUUGACAAAUGAAGUGGAGACUCAAAGGAUUGACAUGAAACAAAAUCUACAACAACUGCAUGAUCAAUGGUCAGAAACUCAAGAAGAAUGUGAUUAUCUGAAAAGAGACAAUCUUAAGUUGCAAGCUAGUGCUGAAAGUAUUAUGCAGGAAUGCAGUUCACUUCAGAAAUCAAAUGGAGAGUUCGAAAAGCAGAAAUUAGAGUUGCAACAGCACUGUACCCAUUUGGAGGCAAGAUUGACUGAGUCAGAUAGAAGAUUUGCUGAUUGUUCCAGAAGAGUGCUGGCUUUAGAAGAAAAUAUAUCUUCAGUUCUGGAAGAUAGUGCCUCAAAAGAGAAAAACCUAACUGCAGACUUGGACACACUUCUUGAGGAAAAUGGAAAACAGAAUAAGAGAUAUAGUUUACUAAACCAGAUGUAUUUGGAGAAGAUGUUUGAAGUUGAGAAUCUUCAACGAGAGGUAGGAGAUCUUGCCAAGCAACUUUCUGCAAUUCAAUUGGAUAGAGAGAGAAUAGCUUCUGAAGCUGUGGAUGAAGUGUCUGGUUUAUGUGCAGUCAUAGCCAAGCUAGAAUCGGAACUCAAUACUGCACAGGUUGAAUCCAACACAAAGGUUCAAAACUUGAUGGAUGAACUUGCUGCAUCCAAACACAACCAAGAAAUGUUGAAGGUUGACAACGGAAGAAUGUCAAAGCUGUUGACGAAUUACAAAUCAUGUGAAGAAAAAUUUAAAACCACUCUUAGCAAUCUUGAACUAAAGCUGACAGUUUCUGAGUAUGAACGGCAACAAGUCAUGGAAGAAUCAACCAAAUUGAAGGUUCAAUCGCUGGAGAUAGGAUCUCUUCAGGAUGAAGUUGUGGCUUUGAAGAAUGAACUCAAUGCAAUUAAGUCUGAGAAAGAGAAACUAGAAGCUUCAUUCUGCCUGGUAUCUGGAGAGUGCAAAGAGUUGAGGAUAGAGAGGAGUUCAUUUAUUGAGAAGAUCGCUAUCUUGCAGAAGGGCGUGUCUGAAUUAGAGGACAGCAAACAGAAAAUACUUGCCUUAGAAGAAAAGCUUCUGCGGAGGGAAGGUGACCUAAUGGCGAAGGAGGCUUUUUGUGAACAGUAUGCAGAGAUUAACAGUGAGCUCACCCGGAUCAAGAGAGCAAACAAGCACCUUCAGCAACAGAUGCGACAAGUCGAGGAUGAUAAACUUGCAUGCUUAACAAGAACUCGAUCCCUUGAAGAAGAGCUGAUAUUCUUGAAGGAACAACAGCAGAAACAGGGGGACUCCGAGAGGAAGAAUUCUUGCAGCAACCAACAGCAAGAAGGUGAUUAUGGUUACAAAAUUCCUGAUGGCAGUCAUCCUGAUGGAAUUGAUCCUGCCUCGAAAAUUCGGUCACUUGAGGAAGAUCUGGCCAAGGCUUUGGAAGAAAAUAAUUCAUAUAAACAUCAGCUUAAAAGGUUGAAGUCUGAGGGCCGUAAAAACUAUACAAGAUCUCCUAGAAAACCAACAAUUGAAGGUGAAGUCGUACCAAAAGAGAAAUUUGAACGCACAAAAUCAUCACUAGAAUCAGAGUUAAGAGAUAUUCAAGAGCGAUACUUCCACAUGAGCCUCAAAUAUGCUGAGGUCGAAGCUAAACGUGAAGAACUUGUGAUGAAGCUCAAGACAUCCAACAGUGGAAAGAGGUGGCUGUAA